AAGAAGAUCAGUUUGAUGAUGAUGAAGAAGAAGACGAGAAUAGUGAAAUCGAGGGUUUUGGCGAUGAGGUACCUCAAAUUAAAUCAAAAAGCAAAGACUCACAAUUGAAUAAGAAACUAAAGAAAUUGACGCCAGAACAAUUACAGAAGGAAGAAAAAAGGAUAAAGAAGACCGGUGUAUGUUACUUAUCAAGAGUGCCACCUUACAUGAAGCCAUCAACUUUGAGAUCUAUACUAUCGCGCUUUGGUAAGAUUGAUAGACUAUUCUUAAAACCUGAAGAUGCCGCUAUUCACCAUAAGAGAGUCAAAUAUGGUGGUAAUAAAAAGAAGAACUUUACAGAAGGUUGGAUAGAAUUUGUUAGCAAAAAGGAUGCCAAAAUGUGUGCAUCUACUUUAAAUGGAAAUAAACUUGGCGGUAAGAAAACUUCAUAUUAUUAUGAUGAUGUAAUAAAUAUCAAAUACCUUUCUGGAUUUAAAUGGUUUGAUUUAACUCAACAAAUUGCCAAGGAGAAUGAAGUAAGGCAAGCCAGAUUAGCUUUAGAAUUAUCUCAACAACAGAAAUUGAAUAAAUCUUUUGUUAACAAUGUAGAAAAGUCCAAGAUGAUCUCCAAUAUACAAAGAAAGAGAAAAGAAAAGGAAAUAGAAAGAGGUGAUGAAGCUGAACGAGGAGAGGAAGAAAUAAGGAGAAGUUUUAAACAAAGAAAAGUCAGUAGUAAAAGAGCAGAUGCUGAUACUUCUAUAAAGGACGAUGCAAAACCAAGCGAUAGAUUAAACUCGGUGUUAUCAAAAGUAUUCUAGUACCAGUAUUCUAGUACCUUAUAUAUUGUUAAUUGAUGAUAAUACAUUUAUAAUUUACAUAAUAGUUACAUAUACACACAUACAUAUAG
Molecule: messenger RNA, 886 nt
Organism: Scheffersomyces amazonensis
Lineage: Eukaryota; Fungi; Ascomycota; Pichiomycetes; Serinales; Debaryomycetaceae
Product: RNA-binding ATPase activator
Exons: 1
Coding region: 207-797 (196 amino acids)
Biological process (GO): endonucleolytic cleavage in ITS1 to separate SSU-rRNA from 5.8S rRNA and LSU-rRNA from tricistronic rRNA transcript (SSU-rRNA, 5.8S rRNA, LSU-rRNA); small-subunit processome assembly; endonucleolytic cleavage to generate mature 5'-end of SSU-rRNA from (SSU-rRNA, 5.8S rRNA, LSU-rRNA)
Cellular component (GO): nucleolus
Molecular function (GO): RNA binding
Source: RefSeq, a predicted model, not a curated record